GCUGGCUGUCCCUAAUGUCAUUUGAAGAUCAACUUAGCUGCUGCAUUCUUCCUUUGUUUUCCUAGAUCUGAAAAAAUGGCUUACAAUCUUCAACCCCUCAUCACCAUUCUUGAAGGAAUACUUGAUCCUCACCAACCACGAUGGAUUGUCGAUGAAAACAAUCCUCAACUCCAUUCCCUCCUUGACAAAGCUACUUCUCUUCAAAAACUCCUUGAUAGUAAAUCUUCACUCACCAAAAUAGAUAGUAGUUUGGAGAGUCAAAUCAGAGAAGCAGCACAUCAAGCUGAAGACAUCCUUGAAUCCCACAUGGUUGAUCAAGUGCUCUCUGGAUCUAAUUGUGUGAGAUUCACUCUUUCAACACCAGGUCUGCAGCAAGUAGCACAAGAUCUUGAUUCUGUUAUGGAGCAAGCCGAGAAGCUCAUGGAGACGGAGGAUAAGAAACUUGAUUCUACUGUGGAUAAAGUGUUGAAGCCCAUGGAAAUGGAGGAUAAGAAGAAGCUUCCAGAACUUGAUUCUUCUAUGGAACAAGUGAAGCUCGUGGAGAUGGAAGAUAAUACGAUGCAGUCUAGCAGUUCGUCAAGUUCCAAGAGUGUUGUGGUUGGAAUUGAUGAAGAUCUGAUGCAGCUCAAGGAUAGGCUGACCGGGAUGCAGAAGAAGCUGGAGAUCGUCCCCAUCGUUGGUAUGGGCGGAGUAGGUAAAACCACUCUUGCUCGAAAGCUUUAUGAAGAUCUUUUGAUUGUUGAUAACUUUGCAUAUCGUUCUUGGGCCACAAUCUCACAAGAUUACAAUAUGCCACAAAUUCUCAAAAGCCUCCUUAGUUGCAUAAUUGGACAAGAAUGUGAUGAACAUAGUGAUGAUUUAAAAGAUAUGUUAUAUAGAAGAUUGUACGGUAGGAAGUACUUGAUUGUAUUAGAUGACAUAUGGAGCACAAAAUUCUGGGAUGAGAUAAGGAUGUACUUCCCAAAUAACAACAAUGGGAGUCGCAUUGUGAUAACUACUAGGGAAUCCGAUGUGGCAAACUAUGCAGACUCUUUGAGUUCGCAUCAUCGGGUGCAAUUGCUAAGCAGGUUAGAAAGUUGGAAUCUGCUACACCGACUUGUGUUUGGAGAAGAAAAUUGCGCUCCCGAAUUGGAUGAAAUUGGUCAAAAGAUAGCCAGCGAUUGCAGUGGGCUUCCUCUAGCCAUCAGUGUGAUUGGAGGGAUGCUAUCUAAGAUGGAAAGAACAAAAGAUGUUUGGGAGAAAAUUGGGGACAAUGUAAUAACAGCAAUUUCUAGAUCAGACGAGCAAUGCUCUAGUAUAUUGUCUUUAAGUUAUAACCACUUGCCGAAUCACUUGAAACCAUGUUUUUUGUACAUGGGAGCUUUCCCUGAAGACUUCGAGAUUAGUGGCUCCACACUCGUACAAUUGUGGGUUGCUGAAGGAUUUGUAAAAUCAAAUGGGGAAAGAAGUUUGGAGGAAGAGGCCGAGGAUUGGCUAAAGUAUUUAAUAGAGAGGAAUCUAUUUUUGGUUAGAAAAUACAAAAAGAAUGGAAAACCAAAGAGCUACAGCAUGCAUGAUAUGUUGAGGGAUCUAUGCAUUCUGAAAUGUGCUGAAGACAAGCUUUUUUAUGUGACGAGUGGUCCCAAUGUCACAUUCUCUAAUACACGCCGCAUCAGAUUUGACUCAUCAAAUGGAAAGGUCAAUGCUAACGCUCUAAUAGAGUCCAUGUCACUUACUCGAUCUUUUAUAUGGAUUCAUAAUCGCCGCAAUCAGCUACCAUUUGGUGUCUUUUCCGUGUCAAGAUUGCUAAGGGUGUUGUAUCUCAUUAAUGUCAAGUUCACUGAGUUCCCAACUGAAAUAUUCGAAUUCGUCAAUUUACGCUUCUUAGUUGUCGGCCUAGUUGUCACCCUCAUUUCAAGGUAUUUUACACAUAGCCGUGUAAAAAUACCUAGAGGAAUAUCAAGAUUGAGAAAUUUACAAACCUUGAUUGCUCCUCGUUGCGAGUUUGAUGUACCAUCUGAGCUAUUGCAGCUCUCUGAGUUAAGAAAUGUCAAUGUGUUUGGAUUUGAGUUGUUAAAAGAUGAGGAAAUGAACUAUAGUGUUAUGAAGAAGCUGCAAAUGAUUUCAGUUGUGGGUGUAGCUGAAGAGGCAACUAAUUUGGAUGCUUUCCUCAAAAGCAUUCCAAAUAUAAAAAAAUUGGCAAUUAAUGGUCGCCACCGAAUGAAAUCCACUACAUCUGAUUUCAGCCAUCUUCACAAACUCGAAAUAUUAAGAUGCAAAGGUUUCACCAUAGACAGUCCUGACAGUUCGGAUUGUCGUUCCAAAGUAAUAUUUCCUCGUAAUAUCAGAAAACUAGUACUGGAUGGGUGUGUAACAAAUUCAGGAGUGUUGAGGACUCUGUGUGCCUUACACAAGCUGGAAGUGCUCAAGAUAGCUGGUUGCAAGUUUAAAAGCGAGGAGGAGAUACGUGAAGAUGAGUGGGAGUUAGCAGAUGGAGAUGUGUUCUGUUCACUGCAGAUUCUAUCUCUUCGAUCUUUGGAUGUUGUGCGUUGGAUAGCUGAUGAGACCAACUUCCCUAGACUCCGCCACCUCUAUAUUCUUUUCUGCCGGAAGCUAAAGGAAAUCCCUAGCAGCAUUGGAGAAAUCCCAACGCUCCAACUAAUCGAUUUACAUGAUUGCACCGAAUCCCUAGUGGCAUCAGCAAAAAGGAUUAUGGAGGAGGAAUAUGAAAAUGGCAACUACGAUCUCAAACUGAGUAUCCAUUGAUUGCACUUCCAAAAGUGUAAGGAGUCGGAUGCUACAAGCUUUUUAUCCUCAGAUGGAGGGCAGGAGAGACUAUGGAACGAGCCAGCACGCCACAACUCACUAUUUUCUUGCAAGCUGAUGAGGCCAACUUCCCAACACUUUUGACUUGUUAUCUAGGCUACUUGUUGUGUCUUCAACUUUCUUUAUUUAUGUCUUUGAUCAUCUAAUUGUGUUGUUCUUAACACUACUAUGAUGUGUAUGUGGAGAUGUUGAUGCAUUCGAUUUCUUGAAUAUCGACUUUGAGCUUCAUCAUGAAAUUAAUACAUCACAUCUCCGGAGCUUCACUGGUUUUAUGAAUUUCUUGAUUACUUCA
Molecule: messenger RNA, 3097 nt
Organism: Salvia hispanica
Lineage: Eukaryota; Viridiplantae; Streptophyta; Magnoliopsida; Lamiales; Lamiaceae
Product: putative late blight resistance protein homolog R1B-16
Biological process (GO): defense response to other organism
Molecular function (GO): ADP binding
Source: RefSeq, a predicted model, not a curated record